Molecule: messenger RNA, 2166 nt
Organism: Paracoccidioides lutzii Pb01
Product: lariat debranching enzyme
Exons: 3
Coding region: 1-2166 (721 amino acids)
Biological process (GO): mRNA splicing, via spliceosome
Cellular component (GO): nucleus
Molecular function (GO): RNA lariat debranching enzyme activity
Source: RefSeq, a predicted model, not a curated record
AUGCAGAGCAGUAAUGCGUCUCAGAGCCUGAGAGUGGCUCUGGAAGGCUGUGGGCAUGGUAAACUCCAUGAUAUCUAUGCCUCAGUAAACAAAGCAGCAAAACUCAAGGGAUGGAAUGGUGUGGAUCUUCUUAUCAUUGGUGGAGACUUUCAGGCCAGUUCUUAUUCCUUUGAUUUGCAAACACAUGCGGUCCGCAAUUCAUACGAUUUAAGCUGCAUGUCAGUCCCGCAGAAAUACAAGAAAAUCGGGGAUUUCCAUGAAUACUACAGUGGUUCCCGUGUCGCGCCAUAUUUGACCAUUUUUGUGGGAGGAAAUCAUGAAGCUAGCAACCACCUGUUCGAGUUGUACUACGGUGGCUGGGUAGCCCCUAAUAUUUAUUAUCUGGGAGCUGCAAAUGUUAUCCGCUGUGGGCCCCUUAGAAUAGCCGGUAUCUCUGGGAUCUGGAAAGGAUAUGAUUAUCGGAAACCCCAUUUCGAAAGACUUCCUUAUAAUCGCGAUGACAAACAAAGCAUCUACCAUGUUAGGGAAUUGGAUGUUCGCAAGCUUUUGCAAAUUCGAACCCAAGUCGAUCUUGGUCUAAGCCAUGACUGGCCGCAGGGUAUCGAAUGGCACGGCAACUUCAAAAAACUUUUUAAAAUGAAACCCCUAUUUGAAGCGGAUGCUCAAGCAGGAAAAUUAGGCAGUGUUGCAGCGAGAUAUGUUUUGGAUCGCCUGCGACCUCCGCACUGGUUUUCCGCCCACCUCCAUUGCAAAUACACGGCUCGUUUGGUGCAUGGUGAUUAUAAGCCCCCCGUGUUGAGUGAUAGGCUUGGCCCAAAUCGUGAAUCUCAAAUGACGCCAUUGGGAGAUGAUGUCGUCGUUUCGCCGUCUACAACCAAAGAACCCCCUACCCCGUUUGGUUCAGCACAAUUAUCGGCCUCGCAAUACUUUCACACAGUUGCAUCGAAACAAGAUGCGGAGGAUGAGGCUCGCCUGAUGCAAGAGGCAACAGAACAUGAGAGACAGAUCGAGGCUAGUCUGAUAAGUAGACCAGAGGUAAAUUGCCAAUUUACCUGGAAAAGUGUCGGAGUUGUAGACAGUGGUCUAAAACGCGAGAUCCAGGACAUUACCAAAGUGGGCUUCGAUAAGGAGCAACCAUCAAUUCGUGAUGAAGCUGCGCAGCAAAAGGGAGCUGUGGAAACGCCUGGAGUGAAAAAUACCGAUGAAAUUGAUAUUGAUCUUGACACCUCAUCGGAAACUUCAGAAAAGUCCGGAACUAUGGACUCUAAGAAGUCUAUGCCCAAUAUUGCCGAUGAAAUGGAAACUAAUUGUGAUAGCUCACCACAGAGGGUGGAAGCAGAAAACAUAUCUUCCACUUUGGCCCCUGACAAUGUAGGCGAGGCGGCACAAUCAGACGAGGUGCCUACCGAUGUUCGCGAUCAGCUACCAGCAAGUUUUCGGAAGCCGAACCAGAUGUCAUCUCUUCCACCAGAUCAGUUGCCAAUUUUCGACCCUAAACUGCCAGAAACCAUCAAAAAUACAGAAACCAAUUUCAUUGCCCUGGAUAAAUGCGAGGGAAAAAGGAAAUUUAUACAGCUCAUUGAGUAUCCUACGAUAUCGCUACCGGAUGGAGGUGCUGGAGGAGAAGAGAGCCGCCCGUACCAGUUGAAAUAUGACAAAGAGUGGCUCGCCAUCACUCGAGCCUUUGCUGACGAUCUUACACUUGGCGACCCCAGCGUGUCAAUCCCACCAAAUAAAGGUGAUGCCCGCUACAAGCCGGAAAUCCUCUCUGCUGAAGAAUGGGUUGAAGAGAACAUCGUGAAACGGGGCAAAAUGGUCGUUCCGCAUAACUUCUCCAUCACGGCGCCCGUCUAUGACCCUGCUGUACCGAUCACGACGAACGAGAUGCCACCAGAAUACACAAACCCACAAACAGCAGAGUUCUGCAAACUCCUUGGGAUUGAAAAUAAGUUCCAUAUCAGUGAUAAGGAACGUCGUGCUCGUAUUGAUGCUGGUCCACUCCCGGAAGAGGAGAGACGGUUCCGGCCGCAAUAUGGACGUUUUGGGAAAGGGAAGGGGAGAGGAGGGGGGCGGGGCUCUCGGAAUGAGGGUGGCCGCUGGCAAGGCAAUGGAGGCCGCGGGAAAAGAGGGAGAGAAGGACGUGGGGGAUUUGGUGGACGUAGUUGA